This is a messenger RNA of Morchella sextelata, 771 nucleotides long. RefSeq lists its product as uncharacterized. Lineage: Eukaryota; Fungi; Ascomycota; Pezizomycetes; Pezizales; Morchellaceae. The record is from RefSeq and is a predicted model, not a curated record. The transcript is spliced from 2 exons. The coding region runs from base 1 to 771 and encodes 256 amino acids.
AUGCCUACUAAAGAGGUCACUCUAGAUGAGAAUCCUCACCGGUUCUCCAAACAGCAACACAUGGGACAACCCAAAUUACCCAACUACCAAAGUCCAGAGGUUCUCAGGCAACGUCACAAGAACCUUGCCAGUAAGCUCAGAGUUGUACAGGGCCCGAUUGGACUUCAAAACGCACAUCGAAUCUUGUCAACUCCAAUUCAGCAGUCUCAGCUCCGUCAGAGUGUUACCUACGACGAGCCUACCACCCCCCCAAAUAAAAACCUCGAAGUACAUAUUCCUGGUAGUGACAGUACCAUUGAGCAAGAGUCCCUGGAUUCAGAAAGCCCUCCUCCACCCAAAGCUUCAGAACGUCCUCUUAUACACGUUACCCGUGAUGAGUGGGAGGCUGCUCUAUCUCUCAUCCUACUUCACCAGCAUACUACCUACGCAGAUGAAAAUAAUAUUCCACGAGAGGUCCUUCGCACCACAUACGUCAGCAGGUUCGGAAACACUUGCUCAGAGGAUCAAUUAUCAGAAGCAGCAGCGAAAGCCAUUGCAACAAUCCCUCCAGGAUUCGACAGCGAAGAUCUGCGCUGGCUUAUCUGGGCGGUGAAGCAAAUGGGAACCGUGGUAAAUGCUGAUCAUUUCCGGUUGCUGGCACGUGACUUCAGUAUUCGUUACCCAAACAAGCAGGUGACCGCAGAGCAGCUGUACUACAAGUGGGCCACAUGGCAUGAGGAGAUGAGUCGGGCUGAUGGGCCUUUGAUAAGAGACGAAAGGGUGGCUGGGUAG